Molecule: messenger RNA, 612 nt
Organism: Aspergillus saccharolyticus JOP 1030-1
Lineage: Eukaryota; Fungi; Ascomycota; Eurotiomycetes; Eurotiales; Aspergillaceae
Exons: 1
Coding region: 127-489 (120 amino acids)
Source: RefSeq, a predicted model, not a curated record
GAGGAAUGUUUGUUCACGUGCCAGGGGCGGGUCUGAAUACGAUACCAAAACACCAUACAGACUGUCAGGUACGACGAUACAAUCCAACAACUGAAUCAUGACAUCCAACAAUGAUCCAAGAGAUAGAUGAAGUCGGCUGAAAUUACUCCGCAAAGACAUGUUCACAGACCGGAGUUUCUCGUAUGUCAACCUCGGCCACGAUUGCCCACCUAUAAUCCAAAUAGGAAUAGAAAUGUCAUUGUUGAAUCGAGGCAGAAGGAAGGAAGGAAGCGACGAUCACAUGAAGAGCCGAAAGUCAUGGACUUUAAAGCUACCAUCUUGUCCGACCUGUCACUUGCUCCCUCAGUCCUGCACUCUCCCUCUCGCGUACUUCCUAGAAUUCCUACUGCUGUUGUGGAAAGUCAACUCUUCCCACCUGCUUAUCCUUACUCCCAAUUUCAACCUAUCACUAUAUCUCCAUCUUGCGUGAAACGACCCCGCAUCUUCUAAAAUGGCUGCCCCCACAGAAGUCACCAUCAAGAACCUCAGCGGAGAAUGGACAAUGGUAACCUGCUUUCGUCUCCUAACCAUCACCUAAUAGAUGUGCCGUGAUUAACAAUGUCAUCAAGAACA